Molecule: messenger RNA, 2480 nt
Organism: Pseudoliparis swirei
Lineage: Eukaryota; Metazoa; Chordata; Actinopteri; Perciformes; Liparidae
Product: E3 ubiquitin/ISG15 ligase TRIM25-like
Exons: 1
Coding region: 173-1918 (581 amino acids)
Molecular function (GO): protein binding; zinc ion binding
Source: RefSeq, a predicted model, not a curated record
ACACCGAGCUCUUGUUUGUUUAAAUCUUCAUCUGUUCCCUCCCCUUUUAAUGAUCUGCGGUUCUAGUUUGUGUGUCGCCAAACUGUGAUCAAGUGAGAGAGCUGAAAGGGUGCGUUCGCUGCAGUUUAGGAAAGUUCGGACUUGGGCACAACUUUUGAUGGAUUAAGUGACAAUGGCUCAGACAGAAGUUCAGAUGGAAAUUGAAAGAAUUUGCUGUUCCAUCUGUCUGGAUCAACUGAAGGAUCCGGUGGCUAUUUCCUGUGGACACAACUACUGCAUGAACUGUAUUACUGCCCACUGGGAUGAAGAGGAUGAGAAGAAACUCUACAGCUGCCCUCAGUGUAGGCAUACCGUCACACCGAGGCCUGUCCUGGUGAAGAACACCAUGUUGGCAGAUCUAGUGGAAGAGAUGAAGAAGACUGGACUCCAAGCUGCUCCUGCUGAUCACUGCUAUGCUGGAGUUGAAGAUGUGGCCUGUGAUGUCUGCACUGGGAGGAGACUGAAGGCCCUUAAGUCCUGUCUGGUGUGUCUGGCUUCUUACUGUAAGAAACAUCUUCAGCCUCAUUAUGACUCACCAACAUUUAAGAAUCACAUGCUGGUGGACCCCUCCAACAAGCUCCAGGAGAACAUCUGCUCUCGUCACAAUGAGGUGAUGAAGAUGUUCUGCCGUACUGAUCAGCAGUGUAUCUGUUACCUCUGCUCAAUGGAUGAACACAAAGGCCACGACACAGUCUCAGCUGAAGCAGAAAGAACCGCGAGGCAGAGAAAGCUGGGGUGGAGUCGAAUAAACAUCCAUCAGAGAAUCCUGAACAGAAAGGACUACCUGAAGCUGCUCCAACAGGAGGUGGAGGCCAUCAACGUCUCUGCUGAUGAAACAGUGGAGCACAGUGAGCAGAUUUUCACCGAUCUGAUCCGUCUCAUCGAGAAAAGAAGAUCUGAAUUGGAGCAGCAGGUCAGAUCCCAGCAGAGAACUGAAGUGAGUCGAGUUAAAGAGCUUCAGGAGACGCUGGAGCAGGAGAUCACUGAGCUGAGGAGGAACAGUGCUGAGCUGAAGAAGAUCUCACAGACAGAGGACUUCAACCAGUUUCUACACAACUACCGCUCACUGUCACCCCUCAUUGAGUCCAAAGAUUCAUCCAGUGACUUUACAGACUCAUCCAGUGACUCUACAGACUCAUCCAGUGACUCUAUAGAUUCAUCCAGCAUCAACAGCCGAACUCUGAGAUACUUUGAGGACGUGACAGACGCUGCUUCAGAAGUCAGAGAUGAACUACAAGACGUCCUGAGAAAAAAAUGGACAAACGUCUCACUGGCGGUGAGUAAAGUGGAUGUGUUCCUGCCACAAUCAGAGCCCAAGACCAGAGCUGGAUUCUUAAAGUAUUCACGUAAAAUCACUCUGGAUCCAAACACAGCAAACACACGGCUGUUAUUAUCUGAUGGGUACAGAAAAGCAACAUGUAUGAGGGAAAACCAGUUUUAUUCUUGUCACCCAGAAAGAUUCAGUGAUUAUAAUCAGGUCCUGAGUAGAGAGAGUCUGACUGGACGUUGUUACUGGGAGGUGGAGAAAGGUCUGGGUGGAAUUCAUGUAGUAGUAGCAUACAAAGACCAUAACACUGUAAAUGUGAAAUUUGGAGAGAGUGAGAAGUCGUUUGCAUUAGGUUUUUUCAAACAGCGUUAUGAAUUUAAACAUAACAAAGUCGUCACUACUAUCUCAGCUCCUCACUCCUCCAUUGUUGGAGUGUACCUGGAUCACAGAGCAGGUAUUCUGUCCUUCUACAGCGUCUCUGAAACCAUGACUCUCAUCCACAGAGUCCAGACCACAUUCACUCAGCCUCUCUAUGCUGGACUUGGUAUGUGUGGUCCAAUUGGAAGCACUGCUGAGCUGCGUGAGUUGACAGGGGCAAACCUGGUCAAAUAGAUAAUGUGGGAACCAGAAUGUUGCCUUUCUGUUCAUUCUUGUUUUAAGUGCUUGGCACAGUGGUACCUGGUGUUUGCUCUUCCUGUGACUGCUCAUGCUAUAAAUAAGCCUGCAACACUACAGAGCCCUAAAAGGGGCAUGGGCAAAACUCAGAGGUUCUCACAGGGGUCUUACAAGAUGAGGACUUUCCUAUAGGAAAAUGAUUUUCCUAUGAAAAAGGGUCACCGAUUGAAAGUCCUUUAAUACACUGAAAAUUAUGUACAUUUUUAUAAGAUCCUUGAUAAAUACUUCACUUAAAGUCCUGUUUUUAAAUAUUCCAUUUUUAUAUUUGCAGUAAACAUAAGAAAAUGAACGACUGUUUUAUCUUUAAAUCGGGCCAUAUUGAUGGACACCUUUUUAUUUGCUUUUAUUGUUGUAGGUCUGGCACAUACUCUCUAUGUUAAUUUUGAGUAUACUUUGCAUUAAAAAAAAGUAAUAUAUACCAUCAAUAUCCUCAAAAUAAAUAAAUAUAAUAUAUAACCUCACCAUCAAUAUCCUCAAAAAUAAUUAAAUUUAAAUAAUA